This is a messenger RNA of Ambispora leptoticha, 254 nucleotides long. Lineage: Eukaryota; Fungi; Glomeromycota; Glomeromycetes; Archaeosporales; Ambisporaceae. The record is from the annotation of a GenBank genome assembly.
CCACGCGGAAGGGGUUAUAAGCGAAGAACUGUGCAUUCAACUCGGGCCAAGACGUGACCCUGCACCAAAUGUACCAAUCCCUCAAGAAGAUCCACGAGGAGGGGGUUCUGGUUCGAAUACAGGCGCAAGAUCUGGGCCUAGUGGUUCUCGACCUGGGCCAAGUGGUUCAAGACCUGGGCCUAGUCAAGAGUUACCUCAAGAUCCUAACCCUGAAAAUCCUCACGAAACUGUUAAUAUAGAAUCUGAGCAAUACA